AUGCCAAGAGACAAUUGUGACGACAUCUUUACCUCCAGUCCAUACCAGAACAUCCGAGUAAAGGUAAAUAUUGGCACUGUCUGCAUUGCUUUAGAGAGACUCGGUAUAUACAAACUCUUUUGAUUAACUUGGCUCCCAUCAUUGACUUUUGCGUAUAAAUUAAAACUUAAAAAAAAAAUCUUUAUUUUUGUGGUGCAAUUGUUUAACACAUACUCUUGCAAUGCCCCAACAGCAGUGACACGGAUUGUACUGUACAUACAUCAACAAAUAGAAGGCAUUUGAUAUUACUGCACACAUUUUUAAAAUAAUUACUAAGAUUACAGGCUAGUCUAACAUGUUCGAGGUAUAUAUUGAAUCAUCUGGCGUGGUCAAUGUGUACUACCUAGACAUGUCAGUGGUCAUAUGAAAAACGUGUUAAAUAACAGGCUUGAUAGACAGGAGCACAUAGAAGUGAAGGAUGAGCAAGUAGGUUGCCAGGCUGGCCCAGUUGUCUACAUUAGGUUGUUAGGUAACAGGCUAUCUGCACAUACACCUAGAAGCAAUAAAGUGUGCCAAUUGUCAGCCUAUAUUGGGCUGCCAUGAAGAGUAAAGCAGUGAACAAUAAUAAAAAAUAAAAAAAAAAGCAAGCUAGUGUGGGCAUAUUCUGGGUGAUUGGUACCCCUGAGCUCUUGCAAUUCUGGCGUAAAUUACGUGAGAAGUAAACCCACUACAACCUGACCCUCAGUCACAUGGCUUCACUGCGCUGCUGAUAAAUUAAAACUUUUAUAUACUUUGCAUCAAUGUCCACUUACAUUUCUCGGUCUGUGUGGGUUUAUUAAAUAAUGCGCUUGUAUUUCACAUCUAGUCAUCUACUAACUUAUACAAUCUUGCUAUAGUGAAUAGAUGAUACAAAAUACAGAUUAAAAAAAGCAUGUGUCCAAUAAAAGUUUUAAAAAGUUUUUUUAUUUUUUUUUUAUUUACAAGGCUAUUUAAAAUCUCCUAUCUUGGCAAAAAAAUAUAAGGAUUCAAUUCCACCAUAUUGUGUUAAGCCCAUCACUAUGUCACAGUACCCCAAUAUCGGUGGGUCCUACACUAAUUCCAACAAGGCAUAUUUACAUAUAACACUUACAGCUUAAACUGCUUCCAGAGACUCCAUUUUUGCUUUCCUGGUGUCCCCUCCAAAGAGCACCCAUAGUGGAUGUGUGGGGUGGAUCCAAAUUUGCUAAGGAAUAUAUACAUUAUACAGGUAAAAACACGGCAGACACACGGUUUUACAUGUUGUGUGUAACUAAAUCCUCAUUUGUUUGCCAAGAGGUUCGAAGUAGACUUGUAACGUUUAUUUUAUUUAUAUAUUUUGGUCUUUAAGGCUGCACCACUAUGGAGAAAUGCCUGUUUCUGGUGUGCCCCCAUUUCCAAUUCCAUUCCAGUGAAUAGAUUAUGAUACAUAAUUAAAAAUACAUUUGCCACCAUCUUUCUUUUUAGAUGACUGGCUCUCUUCAAUUAUUUCACAAAACAAGAAGGGAUCUAUCAAUUGUAAGCUUGCUUGAGCAUGGUGAUCAGUAACACGUUUCAAACAGCACAGUUAUGCAGAGUAUGUUGGAGCUAUAUGAAUGCUAGUGUUUUUUGCAUUCGUUAAAAAGCCAGACUUCUUCCUUAUGUUCACAGCUGCCACCUCUGGAUAUUUCCAGUGACUUUUCCUUCGAGCUGCAGGAUGCCAGUCAAAGUUCUCAAGAUACAGGACUCUGCUUGGAUGCUACCCCUGAUCUGUCCUAUCUCAAUCCUGAAAUGCUAAAACCUGGAGAAUUGUAA
Pelobates cultripes (western spadefoot toad) is the source of this 1788-nucleotide messenger RNA. The record is from the annotation of a GenBank genome assembly. Lineage: Eukaryota; Metazoa; Chordata; Amphibia; Anura; Pelobatidae.